AUGUUCAACUUUACAUUCUCAUUUUCCGUGCCGGGCGUGCCGAACCCGUUCUCGUAUGCGCCAGCGGAGGAGCCGGAUCGAGACAGGAAGACCCCUGCCGUCGCGCCCUCUGCACCCCUUCGUAGGCCGCACCCGGCCACCCUGCCGCCGGCGCUGCCGCUGAGCAGGAAGCGGGGCUGGGUGCCGAGCGAGCCGGAGGUCAGCCAGGCGGCGACGAUCCCCGCGUCAUCGAGCGGCUAUUUGGACACCCCUGCGAAAUACCGCGACUUUACGAUCACGCCCAACGUGCGGGUGGAGGACGAGGUGGAGGAGAUGGUAGCCGAUCUCCCUCCCGCAAAGCGCCGGCGCACCCUCGCAGGCUCAAUUGUCUCCACGGCCGUGUCUGCGGCGCUUAUCGGCACUGCUGUUGGCCUCACCGUAUACCGUCUAUUCAGCUGGCGAGACCGCGGCAAGGAUGGCGGCCAAGACGGCGUGCCCACAGAACCUCCCCCACCCUACGCUCGCGGUGACUGGCCGCACGGCGACGAGCAACACCACCAUUCCGCGCGCCACGAGGCGAACAACCUUCCUGCAGUGAAUGUUGUUCCGCCCACCCCGAAUGCUGGCAAGCGAGCAAGGCGUACGGCACCAGUUGCUGGCAAGCGUACGCCUAUCCGCCAGCGCCGCCCUCGCCCGACUCUUCAGCCGACUGUUGCCGCAAGACCUGCAUUCGCCCGCGAGCCGAGUCCCACGCCCUCACUAGCGCGUUCGCCUGUUCGUCCCGAGUUCAACUUCUCUUCCAUCCCAGCCGACCUGCCAGACGAAGCGGAGGAUCAAGAUCCCGACGAGUCGAUGGACUGGAUGGGGGAUAGGCUCGCUCAGUUGAUCGCGGAAGGUCAACGCGCGUUGGGCAAGGAAGUCGUGGUCACUUCCGAAGCGCCUGAAGACGAAGAAGACGAUAUGUCCGGCGCGUGGGACGACGAGCCCGAACCGUCACUAUCCGCCGCAUCAUCUCCCCGUCGUUCCCAAUCCAACCGGUCCCGCCGUCGUCGACCUGCAGCGCUCGGUAUCCCUAGCGCAUUCACUGCAAGUACAUCGGCCUUGCCGUCCCCACCAAUGUCCGCAACCUCGUCAACCUCGGCGUAUGCUUCGUCGAUGUCGAUGUCGGUUCCGAUGAUGGGUCACGAGCGCGCAAGAAGCGAAGGCGCCGGACUCGGGUUCAGCGAGGACUCAUCAAGCUGGCAGAGCGCGGAGAUGCGUGAGAGCAUGGAGCGCGCGCGGGCGCGGCUGCUCGCAAGCCGUGCGCGCUGA
This is a messenger RNA of Peniophora sp. CBMAI 1063, 1290 nucleotides long. The record is from the annotation of a GenBank genome assembly. Lineage: Eukaryota; Fungi; Basidiomycota; Agaricomycetes; Russulales; Peniophoraceae.